CCGGUUGUCAUGUCCGCGUGUGUCUGGCGCUUAUACGUCUACACCGUCGCGAAGUGCACUGAAGGAACCUCACCAAUGGUACCACCUAUGGCGCUCAAACGUCACCACCCGUCUUUGACUUGGAUGGGUACCGAAUUAGACUAGACUUGGAUGAGUACCAUAUUGGACUAAUAGACAGGAGCUUUUGGUGCAGUGAACGUCCAAUAUGGCGUUCCCUAAAAGUAGGGAAUCCGAAAGUACUUUGGAUCUGGGUUUCUCGAGAAAAUCUGCUGCUUGUUUCGUGACGUCAGACACCAGCGACAGCCGACGUGAAGUACAAGUGCGCCGGCUGUGCUGUCGGCAUAUCGACCUCUCCUGUCCUCAUUUCAGAGACGCCAAAUUCAGACGCUGCUAACAAAGCUGGCAGCUGAAGCGUAUGACGCUAUUCCAGCAGGCACAGAGGACGACAAACGGAGGUAUAUUUAAAAACUGAGCAGCUUACUGCCAACAUGCAGCCAUUAACGUAUCUUUGGAGAGAUUCAAGUACACGUAAAAUAUAUUCUCAUCUGUUUGUGUGUGACUAAGCGUGUGUCAUCAGUGAUCACUGGUGCUGGAACUAUUCUACUCAUAUAAGUGAAGCGUCGAUGUGUGAGUGAUAAGAAUCUUAUAGCUAUCUCCCCAGUGCAUACUACCUCAAAGGAAUCUCAUUAUCAACCGUUCUUCACGAGUACCUGUCCAGAAUCCUACUCGGGAAACAGUCUUUAACAUUACAGGUUCUGGAGCAUUUUUGGUCUCGUUAUUCCAGUUAUCCCUGUAUGGAAAAUACUCAGGACGGGUACCUAAGACGUUAGUGUAAAGUGUCACGAAGCUUCCUGAAUGUGCGUGUGUAGUGUAAUGAAGUGAGUAACAGAAGUGGCGACUGGAAACGCGGAUGCUGUUGUCCAGGAUCCGGCCGAGAUCUGUCCAACAUGAGCAGAGACUUCCAGUCGGUGAGCGAGGUGGCCUGGAGCGUCCGGAGGGACGGGCUGCUGGAAGGCCCUACUGAUAAUGACACCGACUGCGCCCACAGCCAACUGCCCUCUGUCAAGGACUACUACACAGAGCUGAGUCCGGUGCUGGUGUGGGUCAUCGCCGUCUCCACGGUGGCGGUCCUGUCCACGUGCGCCGUCUACGUCAUGAGCUUGUGGCACGUGCUCACCAGGGCUGCACCCACACUCAAGUCGCCUACCAGCUACGUGCUCACCAUACACCCAGUGGCGGCUGUGGCGUCGUACAUCUCGGUGAUGAUCCCGCGCACGUACUUCCUGAUGGAGGCGCUGGUGCAGGACCUGUUCACCAUCUGCGUGUACCAGAUGUUCUGCCUGCUGGCCGCCUACUACGAGCAGGAGGCCGUCUCGCGCAAGCUGCGGGGCGCCUGCAUCCGGCUGAGCACGGGGCCCUGUUGCUGCCUGCCAUGCUGCCGACGCCUCUGCACGCCCGUGCCGCUCACCAGCCUCUGCGACAGAACCUGUUGCUCGGAAUUUGGCCAGAAGCUUGGCAACUGCGCUUCGAGUGAUGGGCUGUCUGGUUGGGUGACGACUGUUGAAAUCCUCAGCAAUGACCCGUGUGCUACUUUCUCCUGGUAUCAAGAUCAUUUCAAUGCGUUCCUCAUGUGUUUUUGUAACCUGUAA
This is a messenger RNA of Schistocerca americana (American grasshopper), 1649 nucleotides long. Its product is annotated as organic solute transporter subunit alpha-like. Lineage: Eukaryota; Metazoa; Arthropoda; Insecta; Orthoptera; Acrididae. The transcript has 5 exons. Bases 948 to 1649 code for a protein of 233 amino acids. The record is from RefSeq and is a predicted model, not a curated record.